UGGUAAUGUAUUCUGUUAUUUAAAAGAACUAGAUUCCAUUAAGCUUCGCGCCCUCUUUCGUGAAAUAAUUUUAGCUUUUAAGUUUAACUUUAACAGAACUUCAAGGCAACACUUUUUCAUAAAAAAUAACAAUUCUAGAUUUCGUAGGAUUUUCAGAUUGGUUCAGUGCAGUGCUUUGAUGUUCAAAACAUACAAACAGAGACAGUCCAAAUAUGUAUGGCACAUGUGAGAUUUUGAUUUGAAAUAAGGGAUUUUUAAAAAUGUAUGUUCAACCAAACUAAGAAACUAAGCAAACUAGAAUCUUAUAAUCCCUAUAUCUUUGCAACCUGGUGAUUUACCCUAUGAAAUUUCAAAUUGCAACUAACUUACUAUCAGAAUCCAUAUAGUUUGUAAUAUCAAACAUCAGAUUGCAAAGAUAUACAGAUUAUAAUGAUAUAGUUUGUGACAAGUAUUCAGUUCGUUUACUUGAUUAAGCAAACUAGAAUCUUAUAAUCCCUAUAUCUUUGCAACCUGGUGAUUUACCCUAUGAAAUUUCAAAUUGCAACUAACUUACUAUCAGAAUCCAUAUAGUUUGUAAUAUCAAACAACAGAUUGCAAAGAUAUACAGAUUAUAAUGAUAUAGUUUGUGACAAGUAUUCAGUUCGUUUACUUGAUUAUACAAUUUAUAGCUAUAUAAACAAAUAUGCAACUUCUCCACUGCUUUAAAUACAUUAUAUAGACAGAUGUCACUGUUCUCUGCACCAUGUAGAUAAAAAAAAUUAUUAUAAAUUUUGAAUGAUGAAGGGUUAUAAAUUGUUUGAAUGCAUGAAACAAGUAUUGUAAAGAAAUGUUUAGAAUAGAAUGAAGUAUAAAAAUAUUUUCAACUUCUUAACUGUGUGUACUGGAAACUUUAUGGCAGCAGCAUCAUAUACAAUAGCUAAUCCUAUUUAUCCUUCGGAGGCUCUUGCACGAGGAGUCAUCGUGUCCAACACAGGAGUAGUACUAGAUUUCAAAGUGGGGCGCUAAGAAAGUGUAUGCUUUUGGAUCAAUGGUUGGAGGAGCAGGAAACAUUUUGUUCGGAUUACUUGACUACAUUCACGGGCCUGUAGAGUUCUUUUGGUUAUCUCUUUUAUUUCGGACAAUAAGCUCAUUUGGAGAGGCAGUUGUAUUAAAUUCAUCAUAUCCCAUAGGUACAAAGCAGUUUUCUGAGAACCACAGAGGAAAAGUUGUGGCUUUUCUGGAUUGCUGCUUUGGUUUUGGAACAGCUGCAGGGCCGUCAAUAGGAAGUUUGUUAUUCUAUGCAUCAAAAGGAUUUCUUGCACCCUUCUUAUCUAUUGGUAUAAUUAUGAUUCUUCUUGGUGGGCUUAUGCUUUCACAAGACUUAAAGAAUGAAGAACAGGAUACUCAAUCCAAUGAAAUUUUAAAGUGGACAGAUAUUCUCAACUGUCCUGGUAUAUCAGCAAAUAUUGUGGUUUUGGUUUUUGGUUCACCUGCAACAAAAUGGGUGGCUGCAUCCUCAGAACCACACUUCAUAGAAUUGUAUGGUAUGACCUCUGUUGAUGUUGGAUUGGCACUUACUGGAAAUGCCAUUGCUAUCGCACUAACACAUCCUAUAGUCGGAGUGCUCUUAGAUUAUGGAUUGUCAUCAAUAUUCCUAAUUUUUGUUGGAAAUGCACUUGUUGUUUUAGGCUUAAUAGGAAUAGGACCCUUCCCUGGGCUUCAAGCUCUUCAAACAAUCCCGAUGGCAGUUUUCUCACUUGUACUAAUUGGGAUGGGGAUAGCAACAAUCAUUCUUGCCACCUUUUCUAACAUGAUGGAAUGUGCCAAAAGAGCUGAAAUUCCUGACUCUGAGCAAGCAACUAGCAUGAUUACCAGUUUAUGGUUACUGGGUAACUAUGUUGGUGCAUUCUUAUCCUCGAUAGCUGGUGGACUUACAUUUGAUCUGAUUGGAUUCUCAUGGAGCUGUACUUUACUAGCAAGCAUUAUUACAGUUGCGGCUUGUGGAAGCUUGAUCAGCUCAAUCAUUAGCAGAAAAAAAUGGGCUUCUUAUCAACAGUUUUAACAUUAUUUGCACACUUUUUGCAGACCUUUAAUAAAAGCACCAUAAAAAGUAAUAAAUAAAAAUCAUAUACCUAU
Messenger RNA from Eurytemora carolleeae, 2115 nucleotides. RefSeq names its product MFS-type transporter SLC18B1. NCBI's taxonomy places the organism in Eukaryota, Metazoa, Arthropoda, Copepoda, Calanoida, Temoridae. The coding region runs from base 1028 to 2041 and encodes 337 amino acids. Gene Ontology annotation, biological process: transmembrane transport. Gene Ontology annotation, molecular function: transmembrane transporter activity. The transcript has 11 exons. The record is from RefSeq and is a predicted model, not a curated record.